Molecule: messenger RNA, 1989 nt
Organism: Paramecium tetraurelia
Lineage: Eukaryota; Ciliophora; Oligohymenophorea; Peniculida; Parameciidae
Exons: 7
Biological process (GO): vesicle-mediated transport; intracellular protein transport
Cellular component (GO): membrane coat
Molecular function (GO): clathrin binding
Source: RefSeq, a predicted model, not a curated record
AUGGCUUAUUUUGGAAAUAAUCCAUAGCGUGGAGAAUUGCAAGAGCUUUAUGCAGAUUUAAAUGACUUGAAUUUUGAAAAGAAGAAAGAAGCUGUAAAGAAAGUGAUAGCUUAUAUGACUGUGGGUAAAGACGUAUCAGAUCUAUUUCAGUCUGUCAUUAAGUGUUUAGAAUUUAAUGACAUAGAGAUGAAGAAACUUAUUUAUCUUUACAUUGUUAACUAUUCCAGAUAAAAACCUGAUGAUGCCAUUAUGGUCAUAUAAAAUUUUAGAAAAGAUGUGAGGAAGUCAGAGAAUCCUUUAGUAAGAGCUCUUGCCAUCAGAACAUUUGGGUGUUUACGCGUACCAAAACUUAAUGAAUAUUUAAUUGAGCCUUUAAAAGAUUGCAUAUAGGAUGAUGAUCCUUAUGUACGUAAGACUGCUGUUUUAUGUGUUCCAAAAGUUUACGAAGUGUCACCUGAAAUAUGUCCUCCUCUUUUGGAAUUGCUGUAGAAAUUAUUGGAGAAGGAGUCAAAUGCAUUGGUCUUGGCUAACUUGAUUUAAUCAAUGAGAGAGAUCGAAGUUGUGAGUGGCAAAUAAAUCAUCAAUUUGAAUUAGAAGAUCAUAUAAAAGUUAUUACUAGCAGUCGAUGAAUGCAUUGAGUGGGGAUAAAUAUUUAUUUUGGAUUAUUUGGCUUCUUACAAUCCAUAGGAUUCAAAAUAAGCCGAAGUAAUCAUAGAGAGAACACUUCCAAGGUUGAGUCACAUAAAUCCAACAGUCACAUUUUGUGCUGUUAAGGUUAUUCUGAAAUAUUUGGAUUUCUUAGACAAUGGGGAUCUAGUUAAAAACUUAUGCAAGAAAGUGGCACCAUCUUUGAUUUCUUUGUUGUCUUGGAAUCAACCAGAAGUAUAGUACACAAUCCUCAGAAAUAUCUCUUUGAUUUUGCAGAAGUUCCCAAUCUUAUUUGAAAAUGAAGUAAAAGUGUUUUUCUGCUCUUUUAAUGAACCCUACUAUAUUAAAUAUGAGAAACUAGAUAUUAUGGUUAGAAUUUGUGAUUCCAAAAACUUUGGUCAAGUUCUUAAUGAACUUCUCAUUUACUUAAAUGAAGCCGAUCCUCAUUUUGUCAGAAAGGCUAUAAAAUCAAUCGGAAAAAUUGCUAUCACUUAUGACAAAGCCUUAGAUAAAGCAGUAUCCAUUUUAGUUGAAUUCGCUAAAAAUGUCCAAUAACCUACUGAACCAGUCUAAGAGUUGCUUAUUUAAAUGCAGCUUAUUUAUAAGAAAAACAAAUCAAUGUAUAAACAUGAAGAUAGUCUAAAAUUCAUAUAUUCUAUUAUUGAAUAUGCAAAUGAACCAGAAUCAAAAAGUGCAUGUGCAUGGAUUUUAGGAGAAUUUGGUGAAUAUAUUCCAAAAUCAGCUGAAAAAAUGAAAGAAUAUAUUGACAAUUUCUAAAUGGAAGAUAGGUUAGUUCAACUUUAAUUACUAACCUCCGCAGUCUAAUUAUAUCUCAAAUAUCCAUCAUAGUGUUCCAUUCUAAUCUAAUAAUUAAUCACUUCUGCGAAAGACUCAUUCAACCCUGAUGUUAGAGAUAGAACCUAUAUUUAUUGGAGAUUAUUGUCAACAGAUCCAGAAAUUGUUAAGACCUUAGUUUGCUUUAACAGUGGAGCCGUCUAGAAUUUCUCAAAGGACUUACGCUUAUGGGAAACUUAAGAUUUAGUUUUAGCUUUGGAAAAUAUGGGGAGCAUCAGCAAUCUAUUUCACAAACUACCCCAUUAAUUAUACAAAAACAUCAAGAUUAAAAUUAAUAAUUAACAAGAUAUUAAGAUUUACAAAGGAGAAGAAAAAUAAGAGAAACAAGAGAACUAAGCUUAAGUCUAAUAAAGUGAAAAUCAGUAAAAUAACAAAUAAGAAUAAUAAUAACAAUAACAAGAUAUUGAUCUUUUAAGUUUUGAUGAUCCUCCUGUUAAUAAUAUUAAUAAUAACAGCAACAAGGCAAAUUUAUUUGAGCUUAUUUGA